AUGCCGCUUCCCGAUGGUGCAUUGUCUAUCCAAGGACACUCGAAGCCCGGAGACCCGCUCCACACGAGGCCAAAACAGGCUAUGCUCGUUCGCAUGUCAUCUGAGACAUACGAUGCUCUGCAGAAUCAGCCAAAGAUGGAGUUCGAGUUCGGGGACAAUGCUGGCAUCCACAUCGGAGACGCGUUCUUCCCUAUGCGUUCUAGCAUAGAAGAAUGUCCGAGCGAGAUCUACCUGCGGACGUCGUCCGCCGGGAAGCCCAUGGCGCCACUCAAGCUGUACGCGAAUGUGUUAGGGAGAUUCUUCGUUGAGCGCGAGCUCGGAGAGAAGAUCGAGUCCCUCGUGCGCGACCGCAGAAUCGAAGCUGAGAAGCAGCGCACUGAGCGCAAAGCUAUCUUCUUGGAUACCCCUCCCGACUUCGGGAAGGGAUCUGCGACGAAACAGCGCAAGGAUGCACACAGUGCACAUCGUCGGAUUGGACUCACCGGUCCCGAGUCUCGACGAAAUCUGUCCGUUCCUUCAAGUGCUCAGCCGACGAGAGUAUCAUCUCCACGCAAUGUCUCAGUCCCGUCCAGCGGUCAGCCAACGCGUGUGGCGUCACCCUUACCCUCAUCGUCACAACGGAGCGAUGCGUCUCCGAUGCGAAACCGACUGGUUCAUCUAGUUGCGUCGUCGCAAUCUCUAUCAACGGACGACAUUGUACGACGCAUUGGAGGCCCAAAUUGCAAUGCUACAACUCGCAGUGAUAUUCUCAGGCUGCUAGAACAGGUCGCGGAACACAUCCCCAUGCCUAAGAAGAGCAACGUUACUCCACAAUGGCAACUCAAAACUGCUUCAUGGACAGACGUCCGCCCAUUCGAAUGGCCGUCACUUAGCACUCAAGAACGACUACGGCUGGCGCGUCAAGCUCGCCAAGCGUUCCAAUCACUCAAGAUACCAGAGUCGGACCCAGUGUGGGAAUACGCCCGCUACCGCGAUACGGCUGUGGGUGCAGGCGUGCCAUCGUUAUCUACACUGGAUUCGUCAAGGAAUGAUACCCGCCCAGCGACCCCCGAUCCCGCAGGACGAUCGGAGAUGAAGCGCUCUAUUACUAAGGAAACCACACAGAAGAAGCCGAAGACAACGGAAGGCGCAAGGAAGAGAGAUACUGAACCUAUACCUGCCAAAGACGAGAGUGUACGGUCUUUGAAGGAUGCAGUCAGUAGAGGCAAGGAGAGGAGCUCGCCAGCUUCCGGGGCCCCAACGUCCGCUUCAGACGCGAAGACAGCUGUGCGGAAGGUGCCCGGCUCGGGACUGAAAACGAAGGCAACUGAUGCGUCCACCGCGCCGAUGUCCUCAGCCCGGGCUGCAUCACCAGCUCGGCGUCCAAAGAGGCCAGGACUAUUCGAUGUCCGUGAGAAGCGAGAGGCAUCUGUGCCUUCCGCGUCAGCGAAGCCGACGUCUCCCAUGGCACCUCCCAUGGAGCGGAGGCACACUGCGAGCUCUCCACUAGGCUCGAGCAUCCGUGUGCAGAAGAAGACAAAAGAGACGCAUAUACCCUCUCCGCUUGGGGCAGAGGUGGCCAGAGACCGGGAUCGUACACGUGAGAAAAAUACGCCUCCUUCUGUCAAGCGGAAGAAGGCUGCGAAGGAAGAAUCCGACUAUUCGGACGAGGAAGAAGCACUCAGCGUUAGCGUGAAGAAGAGGCGCAAAAUCGAGGAUGCUGAAGCACUCAGAGCGGAGAGGGAAAGGGAGAGGGACAGGAAAAGAGAGCCUGACGGAGGCCGAGACCGAGGACAGGAGCGUUCAGAGUCGGCGAGGCCCAUCAAACGCGAAAUGUCCCCGUCGCCCACCACUCUGGUGAAGAAGUCAAUAAAGCGCGAUAGGUCGCCGUCGCUUCUUCCGCCGCCGAAGAAGGUCAUGAAACGCGAAGGAUCACCCCACGCUGCGUCGUAUUCGAGGAAGUCGGUGAAGCGAGAGGACUCACCCCUUCCGCAGGCGAAAAAGCCCAUGAAGCGCGAAGAGUCGCCGCUUCCGCGGUCAAAGGCGGUUAAACGCGAGGAAUCCCCGCCGCCGUCGAGACGUCGCGACAGAUCACCUCCUCGUUCCAAAGCCAAGCGCGAGCCGUCGCCCGGGCGCCUCACAGACUCAACGUCCCGGCCAUCUCCUCUCACAUCCGUCGCGCGAGAUGAGAAGCCGCAGCAGCGACGGUCCAGUGGCUCCUUCAAGCGGCGCAAGUCGCCCGUCUUCACUUCUUCCGAUGAUGAGGAUGAGCGUCCAAAGCAGCAACAGCAGCAGCAGCAGCAGCAGCAACCACAGCCGCCAAAGGCGUCACCAUCGAAGUACACACCGCGCUUUCGCGCGCGCACGACGCCGCUGCCGACGGACAAGCAAGGAUUGCGGCAGUAUUACAAUAAGUGCUACCCGCAGUACAUCGCGCUGUUCUCGGACAAGGCGCGGAUCGUGAUGAAGCUCAAGGAGAAGGAGCAAGAGACUGAUGGCGACAGCAUCACCUUUUCGGAAUCAGAGCUGGAGGGCCCGAUAGACAUGAUGGACCUAGAGGCUUUGAAGGAUUUCGCGGCGGACUUGCGCGCCUAUGAGGAAGAGAUUAAGAAGAUUCAGAAUGCAUGGCACGAUUUAGGAUACGACAGCGAUGAGGAGCUAUAA
This is a messenger RNA of Laetiporus sulphureus 93-53, 2643 nucleotides long. RefSeq lists its product as uncharacterized. The record is from RefSeq and is a predicted model, not a curated record. Lineage: Eukaryota; Fungi; Basidiomycota; Agaricomycetes; Polyporales; Laetiporaceae. Bases 1 to 2643 code for a protein of 880 amino acids. The transcript has 3 exons.